AUGCAGAAUAGCAUAGAUGAAUUCGAAUUUCGAAUGAACGAGUUUUCAGAACUACUUAAAUAAGAUUUGUUUACCAAAGAUGGAAACUAGAAAUUACAAAAUGAUUGUAAAUAUUUUGCCAAUCUAUUUUCUGAUUUACUGAGAGAAAAUUAUAAAUUGAAAGAUUAGAUCAUUGAACAUUUGCGAUAAAUUUCAGGUAAUGUUGAAAAGUAAAUAAGUUUACAGAGAAGAGCUUUAAAAAAUAACAUUUGAUGUCAAUUAAACAACCAAUGAAGAUAGAAAAUUUUCAAAAGAUAUGGCGUCAAUUGAACUGUUAGUUAAGUAUUUAGUUGAAGAUUAACGAUACUUCUAUAUGGAGAAAGAAAAAAUGAUAAAUGCAAUCAAACAAAAGGAUUAAGAAUUUGAAAUGUUAAAAGAAUAACAUAUUUUGUAAAUAAAAGACCUUGAAUAAUAAAUGUUGAAUAGAAAAAUGAAAUGGAAAAAUAGAUUUAAAAAAUAAGUUUAAGAUGGAUUAGAUAAUGUUUAGUAAAUAAAACUAUUGGAAGAUAAAAUAUUAUAACUAAAUUCAGAAAUUGAAUAGCAUUAAUAGAAUAUUUUGAGUUAUGAAUCUGAAAUAACAAGAAAGGAUUUGAAAUUAUAAUAUUACUAAAAAUUAGAAUAAGAAUUCUAAACUAAAUAGACAGAUAUUGAUAUUAAACAUGAUUUUGCAAUGAAAGAAUUAUAAAAAAAAUAUAGAAAUGAAAUGAAAGAAUAAAAAAUAUAAUAUGCAAAUAAUCAAAAAUAAUUAUAAAACAAUUAUGAAGACAAAUUUUAAAUUUUAUAAAAAAAUGCUGAAGUAUAUCAAGUUUAAUUAGAAUAAAAAACUAAUGAAUUUUUGAAACUAUCAAGUGAAUAUGAUGCUUUAAUUCAAUUAUAUAAAGAAAAUAAAGAAAAAUAUAGUGUAGUUGUUUAGGAUUUAGAAAAUUCAAUAUAAACAUAAAAAUAGGAAAAACAAGAACUCUUAGAAAAAUAUACAAAAUUAAAUGAAGAUUAUGAAUUAACUAAGAAAUAACUUAAAAGUUCCAAAGAAGAAGUAUUUAGAUAAGCUAAUGAUAUUCAAAAUUAAUAAAAAGAAAUUAAAUCACUUUAAUUAAAUGUUUAAGCUCUAGAAAAUAAAAUGAAAGAAAAAGUUGAAAGAUUUUAGAGAUUACAAGAAUAAAUGAAAGUUGAUCAUAAUAAAUAAUGUUAAAAGAUUAAAGAGGAUAUGGAAAAAUAAUCUGAUAAUAGAUUGAAUUAAUUGUAAAAAAAUGCAUAAGAAUAAUAUGAAUUAUUAACUCGAUAAAAAAAUACAGAAAUAAAUAGAUUAAAAGGAUAAUUGGAUACUUCAAUAAGUAAAUUUGAAUAAUAUGAAUUGAUACAUAAAGAUCAAAUAAAUAAAUUAGAAUAACAAGCUUAAAUGAAGUAAAUAGACUUUAAUGAAAAAGUAGUAAAAUUAAAAGAAUAAUAAAAUCUUUAAGAAAUGAUAAUAAAAAAUAAGGAUACAGAAAUUUAAUAAUUGAAUGCUAAAAUUUAAAUUUAAGUUGAUGAAUUCAAGAUGCAAUUAAAAGAAAUAGAAUCAAAAUUUCAAGAAGAAAUUAUUAUUUUAAGGGAUGGGGUUGAAAUACUUAUUAAAUCUGCAAAAAAGCCAUUAGAAGAUAAAAUACUAAGUUUAACAGCUUCUUGUGAAUAAAAAUAAAAUUAAUUAGGAAAUCUAUAAAAUCAAUUAAAUUAAUUACAAUCUAAAUAUAUAGAUUCUGAAUAAAAAAGUCAUGAAAGAAUUAUUUAAUUAUAGGAUGAAAUGAAUAUGUCUUUAAAUAUUUUUAAUAAAAUGAAUGAUAAUUUGACAACAAAAUUAUAAAAAAUGAUGGAAUAAACUAAACAAAUUUAAUAAAAUUAUUUUAUUUUGAGUGAAUAAGUAUAAACAAAGAAUAAUGAAUUAAUUUAAUUGUAAUAAGAAAUAAAUAAUAAAGAAUAUGCAAGACAAUAAGAAAAUCAUAAACAUUAAAAAUUAGUUAAAGAAUUAUAAAUAUUUAUAGGAAAUAAAGAAUUAGAAUUAUAAUAAUUAAAUAAUUAAUAUAUUGAAACUCUUGGGAUUACAUAAUAAUAGAAUAUUAAGAUAUAAAAUAUCAAUUAUCAAUAUUAAUAAGAAAAAGAAAGUCUUAUCUAGGAGAUUGCUAAAAAAUAAAACUUAAUAAUUUAAUAAUAAGAAGAAAUUACUGUAGCCAAAUAAAGUGCUUUAUAAUAAAAGUAAAAUUUAGAAUAAUAAUUAUCUAACUAAAAAAGUAAUUAUGAAGAAUAAGUUAAGAUUUUGGAAGAAAAUUAAAUUAAAUUAGAAUUAAUUGAUAAAGAAUUGUAAACAGAAUUUUAAUCGAAUAGUAUAAUAUAAUAGGAAAAUUAAGAAUUUCAAUAAUUUAAUGAAGGAAAGGAUUCAGAAGUUAUGAAGGAAAUGGAAUUAAAUCAUUAAAAGGAGAAGGCUGAAUUGAUAAUUAGAUAUGAAUAAAUAAUUGAAUAAUUAACAUAAGCAACAUAAUAAGAGGGUAAUGAAAAUUAAGAGUAAAGAAGUCCUAUAAUUUAAAUAGUUGAGAAAAUAGUUUAUAAAGAAGUGCCAAAAAAAGAAAAUCAUAUUUAAGGAUUAGAUGUUAUAGUAAAAUAAUGUUAAAAAGAAUUAGAGGAAGCUAAGGAGAAAGCAUAAGCAGAUAAAUAAGAAAGUUAGGAAUAUGUUAAUUAAUUAACACUUAAAUUUCAAGAUAUUUUAAAAGAAAAUGAAAAGGAAUUAGAUGAUAUGAAUGAAUAGGUAUAGAUUUUAAAAAAUUAAAUAACUUAAUUGAAGAAAGAUAAUAAUAUGUUGAAAUCAGAUAUGAUUGAAUAAGAAUUAAAAUAUUAAUUGUAAAUUUAAUAGAUGAAGGAGUAGAGUGAUGUUUAAUUAAAUACAUUAACUGAGACUUGUAAUUAAGAAAUUGAAGAGUAUAGAAAGAAAUAUGAAGAGAAAUACACUCAAUUUGAAUAAUUAAGAAAAUAAUAUUAAGAAAGAUUGGCAAGACCAGAUGAUACUGAGACAAUCUAACGUUUACUUAAAGAUCAUCAAGAACUAUAUCAUUUAGUAGUAAAUGCUUAUGAAAAAGUAAAAGAAGCAGGAGAUAUAAUAAAAUAUUUAGAUUUAGAAGUAUAAAAUUAUAAGAAAGCUAAUGAUAUAUUUGGAGGUUCUUAAAUUUCAUCUCAACCACCUCCUAGUUUAAGUACAUAGAAAAUGCUUUAGAGAGUAGCUUAAAUCAAAUAAGAUUUAGAAGUCACUUAGAAUAAAAUAUAAUCAAAAAAAUCAGAUAACACUUUAGCAAGAGAAAAUACAAAUAAUUAAGAAGAGAGACAAUUGUCACAUUUAUCUGAUUAUUCAGAAUUAAAUUCUAAAUUAUAAUUAGAUUCUAAAUUACCACCAAAAAGAAAAAAACUCCCUAAAAUGAUGACAUCUAUGAGAUCGAAUUUAAGUGAUGCAUAACCAUCAUCUUAAAACCAAACCUAAAGAUAAAUAGAAGAGAAACCAGAAGUACCUUUAUUCAAAUUUGAUUAAGAUGAUUAAGUAAUAAUGGAAGCACCAGUUUCAUUUAAUGCUUUUGUAGAUUAAAGACAACAUGGAAGUUAAAUGUCUCAAUAAAGAUAAAAUAAAUAUACAGUUUAUAUAGAAAAGAAGAAAAAAGAUAUGAUAAAUAUAUCUGAUAUUGUAUAGUAACAAUAAGUAAGUCCUGCUGAAUCCAGAUAUACUAAAAGAAGACAAGAAUUAUAAUAAUAGUAGUAAUAAUAACCUAAAAAGUUUGUGCCUUAUUAUUUAAGAAAUCCAGAAGUGCAACCAAGAUUUAAAUCUUAGAAAAAAGAUUCAUCUUUUAAAUUUAAUUGA
This is a messenger RNA of Paramecium pentaurelia, 3907 nucleotides long. NCBI's taxonomy places the organism in Eukaryota, Ciliophora, Oligohymenophorea, Peniculida, Parameciidae. The record is from the annotation of a GenBank genome assembly.